This is a messenger RNA of Saprolegnia diclina VS20, 734 nucleotides long. RefSeq lists its product as hypothetical. The coding region runs from base 44 to 670 and encodes 208 amino acids. Gene Ontology annotation, cellular component: tRNA-intron endonuclease complex. The transcript is spliced from 3 exons. Lineage: Eukaryota; Oomycota; Saprolegniomycetes; Saprolegniales; Saprolegniaceae. Gene Ontology annotation, biological process: tRNA-type intron splice site recognition and cleavage; tRNA splicing, via endonucleolytic cleavage and ligation. Gene Ontology annotation, molecular function: nucleic acid binding; tRNA-intron lyase activity. The record is from RefSeq and is a predicted model, not a curated record.
CCCAAUUAAACGCCAACGGGACUGGCAGCCAAGAUCGGUGGGCAUGGCCACAGCAACGUACGAAGCCGGCGCGGGCGCCGUGACGGUCGCCAUCGACGGAGACCAUGACGCAUGGCUGGCCGCUGGCCGAUACGGCGCCGUUGACGGUGCCACGCGAUGGCUCUCGCUCGAAGAAAGCGUGUACCUUGCAGCGCUCGGGCGCAUCGCGUUUGCCUCGAUGGCGCUGCCCACUGCCUACGCGAGCUUUGCCGCGCGUGAUGCGGCCUUUCCGGCGCGCUACGCCGUGUACCACCACUACCGGUCGCAAGGAUGGAUUGUGCAGUCGGGCCUGGCCUACGGGACGCUCUUUGCGCUCUACAGCGCGUCGCCGGACGACGUGCAUUCCGAGUACCUCGUGUACUUGGAUCCGGCCAACAAACCGCUGUCGUGGCCGAGCAUGCAGGUGCUCACACGGCUCAGCGAAGACGUCAAGAAGACCAUUUUGCUCUGCCAGCUCCACGACCCAUCCAGCGCACCAACGAACGCGCUUCUCAUUACGACACCCGUCGUGACGCUGGCGCUGUCGGAGGUCAUGUUUCGGUACUGGCCCGCGCUCGCGUCGGCCGAGACAACGCCGACGACGUACGCAAUGCGCCCGGCGACAACAAUUCCGAAGCGCAAACGUCGCUAGCACUUUGUUUUCCUAACGUUAUCUAAUUCCACACGCUUCAAAUGGUCUACGUGGCGCAGACCGC